AGAAUCAAAACAAGCCGUAUGAAAACUGGCGGGCCGGUAGUUUAAGUAAAUUAAUUGUUUCUUUUAAUAAAAAAUAUUGCAAAAAUUAUAAAUAAAAUAAAAAAUUAUUAAAUAAACAAUGUCUUCGGCCUCAAAUAAUGUCAUUACGGAUUGGAAACGUUUGUGGCAACUGGUGUCUGGUAUACAUCAUGAGACACCCGAGUCUACCGUAAAAGAAGAACUAUUUAAUGUUUCCAAAGAAUUACAGGAUGGUAUAUUACAAUUUAAAACAGCCAAUUCAACUAAAAACAAUUUGGAAAAAUUGUUGAGUGAUAAAAAGCAGGAUAAAUUGUUGCCGUUUACCUUGAGAUUGCAGGAAUUGUUGGAUCUAGAAUCAUUACAAUGCUGGGAAAUCUUAUGCUAUUACUUGGCCAAUGAAUAUCGUGGUUCGGCCAGUUCUCUUACCAGUUUAAUUUCCACCGAGAAUAAUAUGACCCAAUUAUUGGAUGACAUAUGGGGUUAUUAUACCUUGGAACGUAUGAUUGUAUUAAAAAUUGUUAAAAAUCUAUUGAUAUUCUAUAAAGUACCCAAUCAUCCCUAUCACAAUGAGUACAAGGAAAUUGUUGAUAAAAUCGGUUUGGACAAGUUGAAAGAGUCGUAUAUGAAACAACUAGAACACUUGAUUAAUGAACAGCCACCACAAAAACUUACAGCCCGAGAGUUUUUCAACUAUCAGGCAAAGCUAGUGAAUUGGUCCGAAAGAAAUGCUCGGGAAAUUAUAGAAGUUUUACAAAUCCUACUCAUAUUGUGUGAUCACAAACAUUUGAGUGUGGCAGAGAUUACACGUUUGUUUAAUUGCUUUAAGCAACAUUCGUUUGGUCGCCAACAGGCCUAUUUGAGCAGUUCACAUUCUUUGCAUUCUGAAUUAUUUCUACGUUUAGCCUACUCGGAAGUGGCCAUAUUACUUAAAUGUUUUGAUUUUAAAGAUGCUCAGGCAUCUUCAAAGAUAUGCCAUGAAAUCUAUGAGAGUUUAGAUAAAGAUUUAACACGCAUGUGUCAUCAUCCGGAAAAUGGUCCAAUUUUAUUAUCCUGGAUGAUGCUACAAAUACGCUGUUGCAAUGCUGCCGAAAAUGAUGAAAAACUCUUGCGUUGCCAGCAAAUGGGUAAAAGGGCUAUAGAUUUGAAGUGUUUUAACUAUUUGCAUAGUUUAAUUUCUAGUCCAUUAUUUAGGGAUGAUUCUAUGGUGGCUCGUAUUGUACGUAAAACUAUUUAUGAUUUGUUGUCCUAUUUGUGUGACUAUUUCGAUGGUGAUGGUUCUUGUUCGCGUCAUCCUUUUAUUUAUGAACUUUUGUGUGAAUUAUUAAGUUGGCCAAGUUUAGCAAAGGAGUUUUGCAGUAAUGAAGAUGAUGGCGUUCGUUCUCUUUACAACACUCUUUUGGAAAUAUUUCCCAUAGAUUUCCAGCAUAUGUCUAUGCUGGCCUGUUCCUUGACCAAAGCUGGUAUGGGCAAUUAUAUUAAAACACAAUUGGAAUCAUUACCCAUACUCUCCGAUUACUAUGAUGAAAAUAAAUACUUUCUUAAAUCGGUGGGUGAUGAUGAAUAUGUUUUAACACAAACUGUUAAACCCUUUGCCCACAUUGAUUUCUUUAUACCAGAAGGCACCUCAACGGCAGUUUUAGCACGUCCCGAGGGCUAUUGUGUUCAUUUUCGUUUACCGGUGAAUUAUUUUAAUGUUUUGCAUCACGAAAUCAAUUGUCUGCUGGCCGAAACACAACAAUAUUAUGGGGAAUAUGAGAAUAUUGAGAGAGUAAAACGUGUUAAUGAAGGUUUAAAGUAUUUGCAUGAAGCUUUAAAGAAAACAAAAACUUUAGCUAAUAUAAGUGUGGAAAUGGUGCAUCCUACAGAGAUGUGCAUAGAUUUGUUGAACAAAUUUAAAGCGGUACAACAGCCACCAGUGGAAUUAAUGGCUAAUUGUUUGAAUGUCUGCACAGCUCUACUGCCCUUAGCUGAUGCAGAGAUUUUUAUACGUGUUAUUAAUUUAGCUAUUCUACCAGUUAUCACUAAUGAUUCUUUAGAUGAUUAUAAGAAAUAUGCCCAUGGUUCUUGUUUCGAUUCAAAUCUAGUGGGCACUUAUUUGGUAGAUGUGGAAAAGAAAAAGGAAAAAUUUGAUUUUCUACAGGCGUAUAUCAGCUUUUUACGUUGUUAUACCAAAUUGCAAAGAAGUAAAUAUUUCCAGGUGGAAAUACCCGGUUUAAUAUUUCUAUUGCGUGAUGUUUUUCCUCAUUUACAUGUUUGGAGAUUCCAAUCUCAACAGGUUAAACAUAAAAUUUAUGCCGAAAUUAUGGGUUUUAUAUGUGACAUAUUGGAUGAGUUUACUUCUUUGGAAAAGGAUGUUAAAAUACCCAAAGAUCAUUUGUUAUUAAGAGACAUAUGUGUCUACUCUUUGUUGUCUAUGGAAAAUGGUCAGAUUUUAUUGAGAUUUGUAGCCUUGGGCAAUGCUUAUCUACAACAUUGCAUGGAAAUGGAAUCGAAUUGGAUUGUACAACAGACUCAUGGUUUAGUGCUGCUGGUGCGUUUAUCUAUGCGAAUUUUAAUGCAGGUGUUGAAGUUGAAAAGUAAUAUUUUCAAAACGUCUGAGUUAUCACCCUUAGAGGCUAUGAUUUAUACCCAACCCAAACAAAGAGAUACUUUACGCAUUAUACCCGUAGUGACCAGUUAUAUGAGCAAUAUAUUCGAUAGAUGGUUGCCCAUAUUGUCGUGUCGUUUAUUAAAAAGAAUUGCUUUGGAAUUUAACAUGUCUCUAUUGGCCUGUUUGGAUAUGGAACCAGAUCAAAUUAGAUUGACUUUUUUGCAAAAAUUACCCGAUGAAUUGGAAAGUGAUUCUAUAAAAAUUGCCAUUUUAGAGCUGAUAGAGGCCUGCAUAGAGAAACAACCUGGUGUAACAGAGGCCUUCUUUAAGGUAAACUAUAAUAAGGAAAAACGUAUAUUUGGCAAAGAACAAAAUGCCCAAAUCUCCGAUAGUAUUGUUACCUAUAUGGAAGAUUAUUUGGAAGCCGUUUCCAAAGAUCCUCAUAUUGUGGAACAAAUAAUACCCAGUAAAAUCAUGAAUCUAUAUCACAUGCUGUGGAAGCAAAAUAUGCAAUUAUUAACAGAUUCUCUGCUGCAAAAGCCCAACUUUUGGGAAAACUUUUGUCAACCCUUAUUUGGUUCGUUUAAACCGAAUGUCAAGGCCUAUACACAACUGCUUAAUAUAUUGGCCAUAGAAGUAUUCUGUACUAAUGCCAAAACUAAUAAUGGUUUAAAGAAAAUUCUAACGAAAUUUUUUGAACCUCAAUAUUUUGAAAAAUGGUUAAAUUUUGUAUUUGAUUUACCCAAGACUUCGGUGGACAAAUUGCAGGAAUUCAAUCCAGAAGAAAUGCCCGAAUGGUUGUGCAGACUGCAGGCUUUUAAAAGUUUCCUUUUAAUACUCUUGAAGAAGCAACCUCUUUUCAUGGAAAUACCCAAAAAACAAUUUAAACUUUUAGCUCAAAAAUGUUUAAAUAUUCUCGUAGAACGUUCUGAAUAUGUAGAGGAUUUAAGGCCAUUAAUUAUUUUAUCGGAAUUAUAUUUAUUUAUUAUUCUCAGUUUCAAACAUGCCUACACCGAGACCACCGAGGAACAUAAACAAAUGUUGAAACAAUUAAAUCAUCUUUUAAGCAGAGUCGCCUCCUGUUACAGUGACUUGCAUGUAAGAGCUAAAGAAGCUUGUCUUUCUAUAGCUAUUAAGUCGGCAGAUUUUCUUUCUGAGGAACUGACAGAAGACUCUUCUUUAUCGUUAUCAUUUUUGCAUUCAGUUGUUCAUAUAAUUUGCUCUGAAUUGCAAUAUCUAGAAAAUGGUGUUAAAAUGGAAAUACAAAGUAGAAAAUCGGGAGUGGAUGAGGCCAAAAGAACUUCUUCCAAUUCCUUAGUUUUGUGCUUAAAUCUUUUAAAGACGGUGGCGGGCAUUUUUCACAAAGAUGGUUUUGGCAAUUGGGAUUUUCCCUUUAUCAGCAAUAAGGUUUUUCAACGUUUGCUAAGCUGCACAGGAGCCAUUCUCCAGUUGAAUAGUAAACAACAGCUGUCAGUGGAACUACUCGAUGUUUUAAUAGUCUUUGCUAAAGGCAAUUGUUCCUCGGAAUUUUUACACUGCGAUGUCGGUGAUUAUCUAUGGUUGAAACUUUUGCCUCCCAAGGAUUUGCUAGAAGCCAAUUAUGCUCUCCAACAACCUAAAGAUUCUGAAUGGACUGUACAGAAAUGGUGGCCCAUUUAUGCUCGUGGUAUUGAAUUAGUUUGUAUACUAUUUCAAAAACAUUCAUAUCAUUUCCUAAAGGAGGCCCUACAAUUUGUGGGCAUUCAUGAGGAAUACUUAGUAGAUUCAUUAUUGUUAAGCAAACAAUCACUCGAACCAGCAGCCAUGCAAUUGAUAAAGAGUACCGUAACUUUGUUGGUGAACUUGGUUCAAUUUGAAAAACAAUGGCGUUUGGAACACUCUCAAUCAUUGUUUAAUUUAAUGCGUUCGGUACAAAUGCUUUUGGGUCAUGCCAUUUCUAUGUUUCAUCAGCCUAAAAAUUUGAAACUUUUAUUAGCUGGCCGCCGUUCUCAAAUUGAUAUUCUUAGGGAUAUUGAAAAUGCGGGCAUGGUGGAUGAAGUUAUAACCACAUUUAAUGACUUAACCGAAGUUAUCAUUUUGUGCGUUAAAUGCCUGCAAGCCUUCUCACCAAAUAUUAUCGAUUUAAUCUGUGAGCCGGAAUUCUUAUCCAGUAAAUGGGAACCUAUAUUUGAAAUACGUUUUGGAGCCCCAAAGCUAAGUGAAAAUGCCAUACAUUUAACAUUUGGUACAGUACUCAGCAUAGUAGGUGUCUAUACAAAGGUCUUAAAUUUGCAAAAUUAUGGUUUCCAUGAAGUUCCCUUAAAUGUUUUGCCCGAAAUAGACAAUAAAGAUCCAGCGAAUGUAUCGACAAAUGUUACUAAAUCUCCCCAGACACACAACACUUCACAAAGGCCUUUCUCCAAGUCCUUGUCGGUGGCGUCAGUGUCUUCGGUAAAUUGUCCACCCAAUGAAUUGCUCUCCAAUUUAGAUGGUGAAUUGUGUUUAAUGGCCUUGGAACAUAUACUUACAUUGGCUGCCUCACAAAGUAUGUUGGCUUUGAAAAAUUCACUGUUGCCCGUACGCGAGAAGCAACUUAUAAAACGUGAAAUAUCCAGUGAAUUAUUAUCAUAUCAUGAGUUUGUACGCCGUAAAGUUUUGGUGGAAUACAGAGAACAUAAUAAAAUUUGGCACAGACGUAAACAUGGACAAGUGUUAAUGCAGCAAGUAGAAGAACAUGAAUUGGCAUCUGCAUCAGGAAGCGUAGCACAACGCUCUUCCAGCGAUAUACACAAAAGACCUUCAACAGAUUUGAGGGUAAAUGUAGUCAGACGUUUACAUUUACAACAGCAUAGGACACCCACACCAACGGGAAACUUUGAGAUGUCUCAUAUAAUAAGUCCCAUUAGCUCAAAGAGUCAGCAACCACAAUCAUCAGGGGCAAGUCAACAACCAGCUGCCUCCACACCACACUUGGCACGUUCUGCAUUACGACGACCAGGUGACAGCACAAACUACGAUCCCACUAAACGUGUACAUAUAGCUGAAGAAGUUUCGGAAAUUGAACCCGCCGCUGCGGAAGAGCCAGAAGAAAUCACUUAUUUCCCACCCGAAGAACCUAAAUAUAGUCCUUUAUCCUAUAUACAAUUCGUGGAAGAGGAUUAUUUACAUUUUAUGUCUAAUUUAUUCUUCAUUAUUUGUCAAAAUGAUUGAAACUGAAACAAUUAAAUUUUUUCGCAAAUUAAGAUACAGAACACAAGAAAACGAGCCCCCUAAAGAUAAAAAACUAUAACAACAACACUUACUUAAGUACUUACGUAUCCAAUAAUUGCUCUUGUACACGUACAAUUGUAUUCAGAUUUUGAGAAUCUGAGAGUAGAAUUUGCAAACUAUUUUACAAGAACAUUACAAUAGUUUUCUUAAUAUGACGAUCAAGCGGCAUGAAGGGAAGUUAAAGAUUAGUCAGUUUUUGUUUGUUUAAAAAGUUGAAUAAACUUUUCAUAAGUAUUGUCUUCUAUUUUAUGCAAAAAAAACCCUCUCAAACAACUAGUGUGAAACAAUUAGCUGGAAUUAGAUAUUUGAACAUGUUUUCCAUAAAAAACCUUAAUUGUUUUCUCUUAAUUAGUUUAGCUACGUGUUGCUAUGAGAAGAAUGUGAUUUACAAAUGUUUAAAACAAUAAUUCCUUAGUUGUAGUUUAACACAGUUUAGUAACAAUUAGAUAUGUACCUAAUAUAUAGUUUUUAGUACAAACUUAAGCUCAUACGCUACAUUAAUUCAUUAUUUUUUUAUGCCAACCACCCCAUUAAGAAGCAAACCCUCUACUAAAU
Molecule: messenger RNA, 6412 nt
Organism: Lucilia cuprina (Australian sheep blowfly)
Lineage: Eukaryota; Metazoa; Arthropoda; Insecta; Diptera; Calliphoridae
Gene: Nup188
Product: nucleoporin Nup188
Exons: 10
Coding region: 119-5797 (1892 amino acids)
Biological process (GO): RNA export from nucleus; protein import into nucleus
Cellular component (GO): nuclear pore inner ring
Molecular function (GO): structural constituent of nuclear pore
Source: RefSeq, a predicted model, not a curated record